Messenger RNA from Oryza sativa Japonica Group (Japanese rice), 3953 nucleotides. RefSeq names its product disease resistance protein Pikm1-TS-like. The record is from RefSeq and is a predicted model, not a curated record. Gene Ontology annotation, molecular function: ADP binding. Lineage: Eukaryota; Viridiplantae; Streptophyta; Magnoliopsida; Poales; Poaceae. Gene Ontology annotation, biological process: defense response to other organism.
AGGAGCAGAUAGCUCGCCCACGAAUUGCCGAGGAAGAGGAUAGGUAGAAGACGCAUGCAGCUUAUGGCAGAGGCGGCGUGUGCAGCCAGCUUGGAAGAGGAGAUGGGAAGAAAGCGACGUUUCUGGUGGUGGGGAGAUGGGUGCAAAAGGAUGGGGAAGAGAUAAGGUGUUCCCUGCUUUAGUAGCGCGCAAACAUUAGCGAAAUAGACAUACAUUAUGUCCAGAUUCAAACUCAGGAUUGGAUUUUUUUUUGGGACGGAGGGAGUACUCGUCUUAUCGUCUAGCAUGCAUUUCGGCAUGCAUCUGCAAUACAUAUGUUUGCUGCAGUAAUUUUGUUCUGCCGCGCAGUCGUGCAGGCGUACAGUCUUACCAGGCGUACGGCCGUACAGUCUUGAGUCCUUACCAGAUACAGAUAGCCGUACAGUCUUGCAGGCGUGCGGCCGGGGAUCAUGUCGGAGGGAGCGAUGGGAAGAACUUCCAUCAUUGUGUAGUGAAACUUCUGUGUAACUUAUGAUGAGAUCGUUGUGUAGUCGAUCUCAUCGAUAGACACGAAAGUUGGCUUAUGAUGCUGAAGCUCGAGACGAGGGACGCCAUAGAUAUAGUGAAACUUCUGUGUAAACGGCACCGAGAAGAAGCACCUCGCUCGCUGCUGCGAAAACCACCCAUGCGGUGCUUCCGCCGCCCAAUGUCUUUCAACUAUGACACUCCGGGUAAGGCGUACUAUCUCUACCGUGUGUUCUCCAAUGAUCCACGCCUCAAGCUCCCAAGCUCGGAGCUCAUGCCAUCACUGCAUCAAGCAGCCCAAGUCGAGGCUGCUGCCGUCCAUGAUCAUCUUGUUGGCAUCGACGGCACGGCAAACGAGCUGCUCGGAUGGCUCAUGGCCGCCGACAAGAGCCUCCGGGUCAUGGCCAUUGCUGGACCCGCCGGCAUUGGCAAGACCACUCUUGCCAUGGAGCUCCACCGUCGACUCCGGUGCCAAACUCAUUUCCAGUGCCACGUUGUGGCUAAAUUAUCCCGCAGGCCAGCUCACAGGAGCAAGCAGCUUCUUCUUCAAACCAUCCUCAAGCAGAUCAUGGAGCAACUGGAGGCACCAUCAUCACCUAACAGCUCAGAAAUCACGAUGUUGGAGGACGACCCAGAGCUGUUGGCUCGCAACAUAUCAGAAUGCCUCAAGGAUAAGAGAUACUUUGCUUUGAUUGAUGAUAUAUUCGACGGAUCAGAUUUGGAAAUGAUCAAGGGUGCAUUUCCUAAUAAUAACUGCAGUAGCAGAAUAUUGUUUACAGCUCGCGAUGAGCAGGUUUCUGGGUGGUUUUUGUCUAAUUAUAAUGGGGUUGUGCAUCAGAUGAAGCCUCUCAAUGACUCGGAUUCAGAGAAGCUGCUUCGCACAAAAGCUUUUAGUUCCAUGGAUGGUUGCCUUCCAGACAAUCUUAGGCUAUUAUGUGAUGAAAUCUUGAACAUGUGUAGAGGAAUACCAUUGUUCAUAACUAGUAUGGCAGAUUGGUUGAAACAACAUCAACAGCAAUACGGCAGCUCUGCAGUUCCUAGGGUGGAACAAGUUCGCUUGCUGCUGAAACAAUUUGAACACUUGCUAUCAUUUGAUUACAGUGAUGAGCUGAGACAACCGUCACUCUACCUAAGCAUGUUUCCACAGGGAUAUGUGUUUGAGAACAAGGAUCAUCUUGCCACGAUAUUGGAAUACGAAGGGUUCAUCCCUGAGUGGGAUCUUAGUCCAGAUUUUGGAAAGCGGUAUUUCUCUUGGUUGCUCAACAGGAAAAUCAUCAUCCCAGCAGCAGAGAACUGUGGACUCAAUAUUGAUGAAGAUGACUUGUGCCAGUGGCAGGUCAAUCCUUUCAUACUGAGGUUUCUUGCCUCCAGAGCAGCAGAGAUGGGUCUUGUUUUUACCAGCUCAACGCUCACCUUAGCACCGAGCGGUGGUGGCAACACCACUCGGAUAGCACGCCGUCUAGCUCUCCACCAUCCUGAUCCGCAGCUUCCAGCUAUGCUGCAGCAAAUGGAUUUGUCUCAGACUCGUUCACUACUCAUAUCUGGUGCAGUCGACAGAACAACAGUCCCUCUAGACAAGUUUGCCUAUCUGGUGUUGUUGGAUCUUCAAGGCUGGGAGAAUUUGAAGGAUGAGGACCUACUGCAAAUAUGCAAAAUGUUUAUGCUGAGGUAUCUGAGCGUCAGGAACACAAGGGUCAGCAAGCUCCCACCUCAGAUCAAGGAGCUGCACAUCCUGGGGACAUUGGACGUCAGCCACACCACCAUAAGUGAGAUCCCAUCAGAAGUGUGGGAGCUAAAGCAUUUGAAGAUGCUGGACCUAAGAGGCACAUGGAUAAGACAUCUUCCAGAGAAAGUCAAGGAAUUGACUAGCCUAGAGAGAUUGGAUAUAAGCCACACCAAGAUAAGUGAUCUCCCCUCUGGAGUGUGCCGGCUACCUAAUCUGGAGACGCUAGACCUAAGAGGCACACUAAUAAGCCAGUUGCCAGAUCAAAUUGUGCGGAUAAAGUGGUUGAGAAAUCUUAUUGUUGGUGCUGCUGGAGCUGGAUCUGGAAUGAUUGAUUCCGACCAAACAGUGCUAACAAAGAUACCCGAGACGAUCCACCAAUUAAGAUAUCUAAAGACGCUAGCAACUAUCGAUUUAAGUGAAUUCUCUGUAAAAUCAGUACAGUCUCUUGGUGAUCUGAAGCAGUUGGAGGUCCUCACAAUAACAUGGUCCUUUCACCAGUGCAGUGACAAAGACUACCAACAAGCCCUACGAUCAUCCAUAGAAGGAUGGUGGGAGCUUAAGUCCAUGACUAUUCAUUGUGGGCUCGGUUGUUCCAUGGAGUUCCUCGGUUCUCUAACAGAACCACCUGAAAAUCUUGAGAAAUUUAAGGUAAUAGCUGGAAAAUUUUCCCGUGUUCCCCAAUGGAUCGAAAGGCUCGACCGUCUUACUUUCUUGCAGAUCACGGUCUGCAAACAAGUGGCAGAUGAUGUCAAGAUCCUCGCGGGCUUGAUCAAAUUACAGCGCCUGGUACUAGGCUUGGAGUUCAUUCCUGAAAAUCCAAUAGUGAUUGAGAAAGAAGGGUUCAAAGAGCUUGAGAGAUUCUCCCUUGAUUGCCCUGUCCCAUGGCUGACCUUCGAAGAAGAGGCUAUGCCGAAACUCACAUAUCUUCGACUGAAUUUGCACGCAUCCCCUGCAAGCGAGAUGAGUGUUCCUUCAGGUAUCAACAACCUUAAAGAGCUUACAGAGGUAACACUAUGCUACAACAUACGGUACAUCAACAGCCCCAACAUUAAGAUGACGACAGACGCAGUUAGCAAAGAGGUUGCCAAGCAUAGCAACACUAUUGACCUUUUCAUCAAAUGGCAUCAGAAAAGAUGUUAUUCGGUCAAGUGACAAGAAGGAAGAGAGUGCAACAGGAUCCGAAGUCGAUGCAGCGGAGGAUGGUGCUCAAGCGGCCGAUGAGGCCACACUGAGGACAACAAUACAGGUUCAAAGCGAGAUUGAAGUUGAAGGUGAAACAGAGAGCCAUACUUAACUCUAAGCAACCAAGGUCCCAAGGAAAUGGGGAUGAUGUCCUCCUCUCCUGACUCCUAAGGGGACAGAGUUAAUAAAGGAGGACGGCCUGCACUGCUUCAGCUUCGAUUAGGAUUUAGGAGCAGACAAGAAGAAGCUUCUGUACUUUUGCUGGCAAAUGGCAUAAAACUCUUGCAUCUCAUGGUCGCUUCUGUAUUGCCGUUGGCCAGUUUGUAUCUGUACAUUAUCUAAAAAGUUUGUAUCUGUAAUUUCUGUGUGUAGUUGCUGUUGGCCACUUGUAUCUGUAAGUUCUAUUUCUGUGUCCAUGUUUUCGUUCAAACAUAAUUAUGCGAGUAUAGUCAUGUUGUUGCAGGCUGCAUGUUCAUUCGUAUCAGACUCCCUUGUUGUAAUAGCUAUACAUUGUACCUCUCUAAUUGAGCUAGCUCAUGCA